CAAGAGACACAUGUCAUUAACUUGUCAAAACAUGAAGUACAUUUUAAGAAACUUAUCCAAACAAAAUCCACACAAAUGGAAGAUAUCACUGAAAGGAAGAAAAUAUCUCUCUCCAACUGACCUAUCUCCAGAAGAAAUGAAUUACUUACUAUCAACAGCAACUAAUUUGGAGAAAGGUAUUUGUGUUAACAAACGAGCUCUUGCUGGUAGAAGUAUUACAAUUCUACUAAACCAACCAUGUUUGAAGAUGCAAACUUGCAUAUAUAACACUGCAAAAAUGCUUAAAAUGUCUAUAAACCUCCUGAUUCAUACAAACUGGACUGCGUGUCAGAAUCCACUAGAUGCUGGUAAACUGCUCUCUACAGGAUCAGAUAUAAUAUUUUGUCAGUCUCCAAGACACAGCAAGUUACAAAUGUUUGCUCAAGGAGCUACUGUACCUGUUUUAAACCUCAGCUCUUGCCAGUUUGUAUCACUCAAUAUUCUAUCGGAUCUACUGACCCUUCAGAAGCAUUUUGGUAAAGUUGAUGGAUUAACACUUGCUUGGAUUGGCAAACCAUGCCCGCUAAUGAAUACAUACCUAUCAAUUGCCCCUUUGUUGGGAGUUCGGAUAAAAUACUACUCCGUAUGUGGGGGUCCUAUGUCUCCAUUAGCCAUACACAACCUUCAAGAAAGAGAUGAAGUGUACAAAGAAAGAGUAACUGAGUGCAAAGAUAUAAAGCAGGCCGUCUCAGGAGCUCAAGUUAUCAUGACCAACAACCAUACUGAAAAAUCAAUGACACUGAAAAAAGCAGAUUUGGAUAAAUAUGCCGACCAGAGAUGGGUGUUCCUUCAUAAUCUUCCACGAUCCUCGAUAGAAGUUGAAGAAGAGAUAUUUCAAAGUGAAAAAAAUCUACUAUGGAAAUCCUUUUGUAAUGCAAAAUGGGUAUGUGCGGCUAUCAUUACAAGAUUUAUAGAUGUACCAUAUUGACUAAAAAUAUUUCAAAGUGAAAGGUGUUCCUAUUAACUCCAAAAACUGGAGCGAUAUAAUAAUAAACAAACAUCAGAUAUGUAAAUAUUAUUUACUGUACAAUUAAACUCUGAUUUAUAAACAAAAAUAUUCGGCAUCCAUAGUACACAGAAAUUCUUUGCAUUUUUCAUUUUAUAUAAAAUACUAAA
This is a messenger RNA of Leptinotarsa decemlineata (Colorado potato beetle), 1155 nucleotides long. RefSeq names its product ornithine transcarbamylase, mitochondrial-like. Gene Ontology annotation, cellular component: mitochondrion. Gene Ontology annotation, molecular function: amino acid binding; ornithine carbamoyltransferase activity. The record is from RefSeq and is a predicted model, not a curated record. Gene Ontology annotation, biological process: L-citrulline biosynthetic process. Lineage: Eukaryota; Metazoa; Arthropoda; Insecta; Coleoptera; Chrysomelidae.